This is a messenger RNA of Gymnodraco acuticeps, 6451 nucleotides long. It is a transcript of the gene clockb, whose product is annotated as clock circadian regulator b. The record is from RefSeq and is a predicted model, not a curated record. Gene Ontology annotation, molecular function: DNA-binding transcription factor activity, RNA polymerase II-specific; E-box binding; protein dimerization activity. Lineage: Eukaryota; Metazoa; Chordata; Actinopteri; Perciformes; Bathydraconidae. Gene Ontology annotation, biological process: circadian regulation of gene expression; regulation of transcription by RNA polymerase II. Bases 615 to 3386 code for a protein of 923 amino acids. Gene Ontology annotation, cellular component: cytoplasm; CLOCK-BMAL transcription complex; nucleus. The transcript is spliced from 24 exons.
GGUGUGUGUUUUAGCGGUGGGACUGCAGAGGAGGGUUAGGGACUGUUUCCGCACGCUCGAGGGAGAGUAAGGCCCAGUGACCCACAUUCAGAGCAGCCAGCAGUGUCUAUGUGCACGAGUGGCUGAGCGUGCGCGUCUCCGUGUGUGUGUGUGUGUGUGUGUCUGUGUGUGCCCGGGGACCGUGUAUCUUCUGUGUACAUUACAUCUGCCGCGAAAAUGUUUUCACCAUCGCUGAUUUUAGACAUUUGUCCGCGGCCGACUGUUAUGUUUUUGUCUGUUUUGGUGAGGACCUUUCCCCGCACGGUGUGUGAGGACACACGGUGAGGUGUGGCUCACCCAUGAAGUGUUGUCUGUGCCUGGCAUGAUAGGAUCUUAAUUAGCUUUUCACAUUCCAGAAAGUUUGGUUGACCACCAUGUCUUUCCUGUGGUCUGUUGUCCUCUCAUGACCCCAAUGACCUCAACAGCAGCUUUGACCAUAGAGUACGCUUUCUCUGACCCCUGAGAAAAGACAUUAAGUGACCACGUGCAUAAGCUGUGUUGGGGUGGUCUUCCAAAUGCCUACCUCACGCCUAAAGAGCAAAUCACUGCAGCCACAGGCCUGAUCAGCAGCUACCAUGACAUCAAGCAUAGGGGAUGAUUGUAGCAUCUUUGAUGGGUUGAUGGAAGAAGAUGAAAAGGACAAAGCAAAACGUUUCGAUCGUAGCGUGUCCCGUAACAAGUCUGAGAAGAAGCGGAGAGACCAGUUCAAUGUCCUCAUCAAGGAACUCGGCACGAUGUUGCCGGGCAACACCAGGAAGAUGGACAAGUCCACCAUCCUGCAGAAAAGCAUCGACUUCCUGUGUAAACACAAAGAGAUUGCAGCCCAGUCAGAGUCCAGUGAGAUCAGGCAAGACUGGAAGCCUCCGUUUCUUAGCAAUGAGGAGUUCACCCAGCUCAUGCUGGAGGCUCUGGAUGGGUUCUUUAUAGCAAUCAUGACUGAUGGGAACAUCCUCUACGUCUCUGAGAGUGUUACCUCACUACUUGAACAUCUACCGACUGACUUGGUGGACCAGAACCUGUUAGACUUCCUGCCACUCGGGGAACACUCUGAUGUGUACAAGGAGCUGUCCACACACCCCACCGAACAGGACAACCUUAGCUCCGAUUACCAAAAGACUAAGAACCACGUGGAGUUCUGCUGCCAUAUGCUGCGAGGGGCCAUUGACCCCAAAGAACCGCCUGUGUACGAGUAUGUCAAGUUCAUCGGCAACUUCAAGUCACUCAACAAUGUUCCCAACGUGACGAGGAAUGGUCUGGCAGCGGUGUUACAGCGCUCUCUGCAGCCUGCGUUCGACGACAAGGUGUGCUUCGUAGCCACAGUUCGGCUGGCCAAACCUCAGUUCAUCAAGGAAAUGUGUACAGUGGAGGAUCCUAAUGAAGAAUUCACCUCGAGGCACAGUCUAGAAUGGAAGUUCCUCUUCUUAGACCACAGAGCUCCACCAAUCAUAGGCUACCUGCCGUUCGAGGUUCUGGGAACAUCAGGGUACGACUAUUACCAUGUGGACGACCUGGAGACAUUAGCCAAGUGUCACGAACACUUGAUGCAGUACGGUAAAGGGAAGUCGUGCUACUAUCGUUUCCUGACUAAAGGUCAACAGUGGAUCUGGCUCCAGACGCAUUACUACAUCACCUAUCACCAGUGGAACUCUCGACCUGAGUUCAUCGUCUGUACGCACACAGUAGUCAGCUAUGCAGAGGUGAGGGCAGAGCAGCGCAGAGAGCUGGGCAUUGAAGAGUCCAACCCAGAAGGGACUGUGAAUAAGAUUCAGGACUCAGAGUCACAGCUGAAUACGUCCAGCCUCAAGGAGGCUCUGGAGCGAUUUGAUCGCAGCCGAACGCCCUCAGAAUCCUCACAAAGUUCUCAGAAGUCCUCGUCGCACGUCUCUGACAAUACUUGCACCUCCUCUAAGCUACACAUGGACACGGCCACACCUCCUCUGCAGUCCAUGGCCUCCACCAUGGUGAUUACGUCACAGCGUCGCUCGUCCAUCAGCAGCCAGUCGAUGAGCUCUCAGACCACGAGCCAGAGUGUAACUCCAGGGAUGAUCCCUCAGCAGCAGCAGCAGCAACAACAGCAACAACAACAACAGCAGCAACAACAACAACAACAACAACAACCACAGCAACAACAACCCCAGCAGCUACAGGCAAACGUACAGCCGGUGAUGGAGUUCUCGGCGCAGGUGAAUGCCAUGCAGCAUCUUAAAGAUCAGCUGGAACAGAGGACAAGACUAAUCCAAGCUAACAUCCAGCGGCAGCAGGACGAGCUGAGGCACAUCCAGGACCAGCUGCAGAGGGUGCAGGGACAGGGCAUACAGAUGUUGCUGCAGCAGCCGGGGGGAGCGAUGAACGUGCAGCUCCCUCAGACGGGGUCGGUCCAACAAACGGCUAAUUUGACCAACCAGGUCCAGCAAACAACAAUUAACCCCGUCCAUUCAGGAACUCAGCAGCUCACCAUCCAGCAGCAGGCCCCGCCCCCCCAGCAGAACCUACAGCAGCAGCAGCAGACCAAUGCCCUCACACAGGAAUUCAUAUCAUGUCCCUCCCUCCUUCCCCACAUUACCACCCUCCAGCCCCAGCGUCAGCCCCAACAACCUCCGCAGGCUCAGCCCCAGACCCAGGGCUCCGUCUCUGCUCCGCUCUACAACACCAUGAUGAUCUCUCAGCCCGGGCAGCCCAACAUGCUGCAGAUCAGCACCAGCCUGCCGCAGACCAACACACAGCAAGGCACAACGGUGGCUACCUUCACACAGGACCGACAGAUCCGCUUCCCAGCAGGGCAGCAGCUGGUGACCAAGCUGGUGACAGCGCCAAUGGCAUGUGGAGCAGUGAUGGUGCCCACCUCCAUGUUCAUGGGGCAGGUGGUCACUGCCUACAACCCCUUUGGUGGUCAACAGCAGGGGGGCCAGACACAGACCCUGACCCUGCAACCAGCCCAGCCCCCCCAAGGUCAGCCCGACGGCCAGAACCAGACCACUGUAGUGGCUCAGAGCGGCCAGCAGGGGCAGCAGCAACAACAGCAAUUCCUACAGGGCACUCGUCUUCUCCACAGUAACCAGUCCACUCAGCUGAUUCUGCAGGCAGCUUUCCCACUCCAACAACAGGGCACUUUCACACAGGCAACUCACCAACAACAACAGCAACCACAGCAACCACAGCAACCACAGCAACAACAACAACAACAACAACAGCAACAACAACAGCAGCAGCAACGGCAGCAACAACAGCAGCAGCAGCAACAAUCCCACCACCAGAGGCACCAGCAGCAGCUGAAGCCCCAGCCCCAGAAACCACAGAAAGCCCCGACGUCACACAGGACUGAGAGUGUCAGCAGCCAGCCGCAGUGAGGUCUGGAGGGGAAAACAUUGGGAUUUAAAACUCUGAGGGAGUUGCUGCAUACAUUUAUAUUGCUCACCUGGCUGUUGCAAACCCUUUCUUCCAAAAAAUGUGUCGUCCCAUCUUCCUCCACCUGAAAGAAAUGAAUCAUAGGAAAGAGGAGAGCCCGUGAGUCCUCAAGGAACUCACCAUAGAUUGUCACCAUGGCAACAGGAUUGAUUAAAAUCCACAAAUUGUGAAGGAAGACCCAGUCUCCUUGGAAACCUGACAAAAAUACAGAGAACACCUUAUCGCCACGGUAACAACAGACUGUUUUGAACUGACCUUGUAGAGAUUUACUGUAUGAUAAAAAGAAAAACUUGUAAAUAUCAUAUAUAGCCUAACAGAAAAACAGAAAUGUAGUAUUUUAUAUGAUUGCAUGGAAAGAAAAACGGUGUAAACUUUUAUUAAUCGCUUUUGAAAAUUGAAUUUUUACUUUGUUCAAGUGUUUUCUGGUCAAAGAUGGAGCAAUGACAUGCUCUGUCAAUCUUCUCCCACACCCUUCUCUGAAAAAAAAAAACACGGUUCGGAAAUAACAAGGCUUUAUAGUUCUGCAGUUUGGUUGGGCUUGGGUUUUCUUGUGGAAGUUGUGUUUUCAAAAAUAGCUCUUUUUAACUUUGUAAGUACGAAUUAUCUUUGGCAAAAAAAAAACAAGAUCACAGUUUGACUGAAUUCUUUGCAGAAUGAUCACUGUACGUGUAACGGGUUUAGUGAUUCCAAGUGCCAAUAACAUAGUCAGUAGUGUUUUUUUUGUUUUUAAAGCAGACUAUUCAAAGGCGUAUAUAUAUAUUUCCAACAAGAUAUUACCCCUAUUAAAGUUAAUGCGUGUGUAUAUAGUAGGGAUUAUUUUUUAACAGUCAGAGCCCUAUAAGUAACAAACGGUAUAUCCUCAACCUCCUGAAACUUUAGCACUUGAUGUGGUUGUGUACAGUAAAUCACUGUCCAGACUUAGUUGUUUAUCUGUGGUGUGAUUCUGUGAGCUAGUGUGUGCUUUUGGGAAUACAAUCUUGGUGUGCAUGAGUGGGCAUGAGAGUGUCUGUGGUCAGUGGGUGUGUAUGAGUGUGUGUCGUGAUUCGUGAAUGUGUUUGAGUGUGUGGGUGUGUGUGUGUCCUGUGCGCUUGUUGCCCCUUGUGUCUUACAAUAUUUGACUUAGUAAGGGUGAAGUUGCUGGAUGGUACUUGUAUUCUCAGGAAUGUGGAAAGUUUUUUGCUUCUGCCUCAGUCUGGAACCAGACAUGGAGGGACUAGACGUUGAUGCUGCAAAGACCAGAGGAAGAAGUGUCAGUGUGAAAAGUGCGACUGGUGGCUGAGUUAAAUUCGUCCCAGAUCUCAUUUCCUUAUACAAAUACAAUUUAAAGGAAAAGUCUUAAAGACAGUAAGACUAUCCUGUUAUCUCAGUAUCUACAAUUCUGACUUAACACUUUAAAUGUAAGAAUAAUGAAUUACUUUUCUGCUGAAAAAAUAUGAUGGGGUAGGAUUAUAGAAAAAUGAUUUUCAGCUAUUCAUCCAGAUUUGAAUAGAUUGACUUCAUAGUACCAGCAAACCUGCAUUUCUUCUCACUGUCUCGUGGUCUUCGGUAUCAUCAAUGUUUCUCCUUCUAUCUCUUCCUAGGCCUCAGAAACCCUCAUGCAGUUCAGUUCACUCCUCUGGUAAAACAAUGCUGGGCCCCAUUCCAUUUCUGAUACAUGGAUGGAGGCGGGCUCAGCCCCUCAACUACAGUUGUAAGCCAUAUCAAACAGAAAAGCCUUGGAUUGGAGGAAGUGUAAUGGUUGACAGUGGAGCAUUUAGAAUUUGUUGUUUUGACUGUAGUUAAGACUGUGUGUGUGCGCUUGUGUGAGUAUAGCGUCUCCUAAUUCUUGUAUCACUCGGGGGUCAGUAUUGGUUUCGCCUUGCGAUAGCCAAUCAGUUCUUGCGUUGCAGUAUAAAGAAAUAAUUGUAAUAUUCAAGAAACUUCCUCUCCGGUUGGGCCCAGCAUUCUGCAAGCCCGUGUGUGGGAUAGCUCAACUUGAAUACAUGUUUGUGUGAAAGAAAGUUAGUAUGCAUGUUACCUGUCAUUGUAACCCGUUAUAUUUUCAUAUGGAAACAGAUGUGUGACUGGGAGAAAACAAUGGAUGUUAGGCAAUGCAGAUCACCUGUCAGGCUGUGAAGAAGAUGGGCAGUGUUAUUGUUUUACAAUGAGAGACCGCUAAACCUACACUUCUAACAACAACUACACAUCCGACAGGUUUCAAACGGUAACACUCUGAGAUUAUGUUUUUAAUGUAGAUUGACUAUUUGUGUGACAAAGCAGGGAAAAUGCUUCUCUUUACUUUGUCUACAAAUAAUGACUAGAAGAAAGAGAUUGAAAGGGUCUUACUAUUUGAACCAUGUCUUCCACCUUUCACAUAACAGAUAUAAAUCCUCUGUAGACUAGUUUGUGUUCAAGGCAUCACUCUAAAGGGUAAUGCUGAAAUAUUUAUAGUUUGUGUCACUAAUACCCAGCCCAAAGAAUGUAAAGGUGUUUUAAAGAGACUAAUGGAUGUUUGAUAAUGGAGAACCUUUGGCAGGCUGAGUGAUGAAGGAAAAUGACUGUUGUGAAAGAAAAUCAAGUUUCUCACUACAAUGAUCUACACAUUUAAAAAAGAAAAACAAUCUUAUUGACCGGUUUUGCAUUCUCAAACAACCUUAUGAAUGUUUCACAAUUUCAAUCUUUCAGUUUUUGCAACAAUAAUGUUCUGUUUGGAAAAAGAGUUUAAAAGGUUUUGGAAGAUGAGGUGUAGGAUAUUGGAAAUGCUCCUCACAGAUACACAGAUCACCUUUACACUACACAAUCUGGUCCAAAAGAGUCCUAGUUCUAGUAUUAAACUGUACACCUUCACAAAGCGAAGAACACCAGUAUUCAGUGUAAAACGGUGCUAUGCUUACCUGUACUGUAUGUAUGUGUAUCCCUUCUUCUGCUCUUGAACUGUGCUCCUUUUAUCUACCUAAAAGUCAAAUGUAAUAAUAAUCUAAAUUUUGAAGCAAAAUGUUUGCUAUUAUUAUAACCCCCCCCCCCCCUA